This is a messenger RNA of Closterium sp. Naga37s-1, 14046 nucleotides long. The record is from the annotation of a GenBank genome assembly. NCBI's taxonomy places the organism in Eukaryota, Viridiplantae, Streptophyta, Zygnematophyceae, Desmidiales, Closteriaceae.
AUGCCCCGCGAAGCCCCUCAUCUUGGGGAGGAGCGACAUUCCACGAGCAGCGGCCUUAUCCCCAUCCUCGCCACGCCGUGGUCGCCGUUUCUGCCAAUGGAUGCGUCGCUCGGCGACAUGCUCGCACAGCUGCGACACGUGGCAGCUGUUGAGGCAGCACGGGCGGCAGAACAGGUGAUUCUUCCAAAAGACUUCACCCUGACCAUUCCACAUCCAGACAAUUCAACCCGCCCCCCCGCUCUCGACAGCGCCACCCCGUUGUCGUCACAGCAGCCCCUCAAAAUCACCAUUCGGUUGUUGUCCGUUGGCCACGUGGACUCCCGCCCUGCAUACCACUCCGCCAGGAGAGGAUGGGCGGGAGGUGGAUGGGGGGGAAGGGGAGGGGGGAUUGGCGGGGAGAGUGUGAGGGGAGCUGAGAUGGAGAGAGGAGGGGCGAGCAACGACUCACGUUCGCAGCUGCUUGGGGGCUCCAAGGCUGAAAGCAAGGUUCGGAUGGUGUGUGAAGGGCAAACGAGUCAGCAGGCUUGGGAGAGGUUCGGAGGGGAGUGGUGGGAGCAGAUGGGUGCGACAUGGAUGGGGAAGGCUGGGCAGGGCACGGCGGAGACGAGGGGGGAGAGUGGGCGGGAGAGUGGAAGGCAGGCAGGAGGGGCGGUGGAGGAUGGAAAGAGUGGUUCCGAUGUGGGUGUAGUGGGUGAGGGGGGCGUACGAGAGUGGCAGCAAGGGGAGGGAGUGCGAGCAGAGUAUGCAGGGUGGGAGGAGCAGCGGGUGCAAUCGCUGCUGCUGAUAGACAAGUACGGGCUCUCCCACCCACCCGUGCUGGCCCUCAUAGAGGGGCAGAGCGGUGCAGAGCGGUGCGCAGGGUACGAGUUGAGGGAGGAGAGGUGGUGGAAGGAGCAGGUGGCGAGGAAGCAGGAGAGGCAGGCGAAGAGGGGGCGUGGGAUGCAGGACGAGCAGCACGGAGGGGGGGAGCAAGGGGGUAACGGGCAAGAGGGUGGGUAUAUGAAGGAGGGAAUGGGGAUGGCAGGCAGAGGGCAGCUGAGCGAGUUGCAGGGUGGGGCGAGUGGGGGGCAGGAAGGGGGGGAUAGAGGGUGGGGUGGUGGGGUUCAUGGGGCGGACAGGGUGGACGGGUGGGAGGGGGCGGAAGGGACGACAAGGGGAAUGGCGGUGGAAGAGGCGGCGUCAGCAGUGUCCCCUACAGCACUGCCAGCACUGCUGGGGCUCUCCCGCUCCGACAUGCUGCGCCUCAUUGAGGUGCACCACGUGCUGCACUCCUUCCUGCCCUGCCUUCCGCCGCCCUCCCCCCAUUCCCCCCCCCUGCCUGCGCUAUCCCUGCCUGCCCUCGCCCACCACCUCGCCUACCCGUCCGCCCAUCUGCCCGCGUCAGCUGGUGCAGCGAGCGCACGCAGUGCCGUCACUGCUGGCGAGCAUGGCACGACGCCCCUGGUGGCGCGCAUGCACGUGACGCUGCUGCACCUGCUGCUGCCCGCCGCCAUGCCUGCUGUUGCUGCACGCGAGGUGAUCGGCGGGCGCGAGAGGGAUGGAAGAGGGAAGGAGAGGGAAGCCGCAGAAACCGAAGCGAGAGUUGGUGUAGUGAGUGGUGGCAAUGCUGCUACCUCUGCUGCUGCUGCUACAAUGCGCUCUCCUGCUUCCCUCACAGGCGACCACAUGGGCUUCAGUGCUGCUGCUGUGAGUGAUGCCAGCUCCGACCUGCUGAUGUGUCCCAUUGAUGAGCUGACGUGGCCUGAGGUGGCAUGCAGGGUGCUUGCCGUCAGCACUGCAUUGCUGCAGGAAGAGAGGAAGGAGCGCAGGGCGCAUGGAGGGGAUGAAAGGGAGGGGAGGCGAGGGACGAGGGGAGGGGGAAGGCGAAGGAGGGGGGCAAGCAAAGUGGGCAAAGCGGACGGGGAGGAGGAGGUCGGCCGAGGCAGCGGCAGGGAGGACGGGAGGCAAGGGGUGGGACAGGGAGGGGUGUGCGGGCGCAGCCCGUGGGAGCAGGGGCGGCUGACGCGGUGCAUCGCUGGCGAUGGCGGGCCGCUGCUGGGCCACUGGCUGGGCACCCCUGGUGCCAUGCACGACGCUGCUGCGCUGGCCACAGCGGAGAAGCAGCUUGCGCGGGUGGCCGCCUCCCAGCUGCACGCCACUACUGCCACCACUGCUGCUGCUGCUGCUCCUGCCCCUGCGGGCGUGGCAGCAGGAGGGCUGGGCAGUGGCGCAGGCAAGGGCAAGGCGGGGCGGGGGGCUGCGGCAGCAGCGUGGUUGGGGUCAGCGGGUGACGAGCAGGGAGGGAAGGAGGCAGCGGCGGUGGCAGAGGCAGAGGAGAAUGACAGCCGUGCUGCGAGUGCCGCUGUGCCGCAGGCGCCAGGAGUGAAGGAGGAAGCGGGCAGUGAAGCUGCCACCGCUGCUCACGGUGCUGCUGGGGGUCUCCCUGGUGGGGCUGCUGGGGGUCUCGCUGGUGGCGCUUCUGGUGGGUGCUGUGCUGCGCAUGGUUGCUGUGCAUGCAUGGGGGGUGUGCUUGUGUGUGCAUGGGGGGUGUGUGCAUGGGGGGUGUGUGCAUGGGGGGUGUGUGCAUGGGGGGUGUGUGCAUGGGGAGUGUGCAUGGGGAGUGUGCAUGGGGAGUGUGCAUGGGGAGUGUGCAUGGGGAGUGUGCAUGGGGAGUGUGCAUGGGGAGUGUGCAUGGGGAGUGUGCAUGGGGAGUGUGCAUGGGGAGUGUGCAUGGGGAGUGUGCAUGGGGAGUGUGCAUGGGGAGUGUGCAUGGGGAGUGUGCAUGGGAGUGUGCAUGGGAGUGUGCAUGGGAGUGUGCAUGGGGAGUGUGCAUGGGAGUGUGCAUGGGGAGUUGUGCAUGGGGAGUGUGCAUGGGGAGUGUGCAUGGGGAGUGUGCAUGGGGAGUGUGCAUGGGGAGUGUGCAUGGGGAGUGUGCAUGGGGAGUGUGCAUGGGGAGUGUGCAUGGGGAGUGUGCAUGGGGAGUGUGCAUGGGGAGUGUGCAUGGGGAGUGUGCAUGGGGAGUGUGCAUGGGGAGUGUGCAUGGGGAGUGUGCAUGGGGAGUGUGCAUGGGGAGUGUGCAUGGGGAGUGUGCAUGGGGAGUGUGCAUGGGAGUGUGCAUGGGGAGUGUGCAUGGGGAGUGUGCAUGGGGAGUGUGCAUGGGGAGUGUGCAUGGGGAGUGUGCAUGGGGAGUGUGCAUGGGGAGUGUGCAUGGGGAGUGUGCAUGGGGAGUGUGCAUGGGGAGUGUGCAUGGGAGUGUGCAUGGGAGUGUGCAUGGGGAGUGUGCAUGGGGAGUGUGCAUGGGGAGUGUGCAUGGGGAGUGUGCAUGGGGAGUGUGCAUGGGAGUGUGCAUGGGGAGGGAGUGUGCAUGGGGAGUGUGCAUGGGGAGUGUGCAUGGGGGAGUGUGCAUGGGGAGUGUGCAUGGGGAGUGUGCAUGGGGAGUGUGCAUGGGGAGUGUGCAUGGGAGUGUGCAUGGGGAGUGUGCAUGGGGAGUGUGCAUGGGGAGUGUGCAUGGGGAGUGUGCAUGGGGGGUGUGCAUUGGGAGUGUGCAUGGGGAGUGUGCAUGGGGAGUGUGCAUGGGGAGUGUGCAUGGGGAGUGUGCAUGGGGAGUGUGCAUGGGGAGUGUGCAUGGGGAGUGUGCAUGGGGAGUGUGCAUGGGGAGUGUGCAUGGGAGAGUGCACUGGGAGUGUGCAUGGGGAGUGUGCAUGGGGAGUGUGCAUGGGGAGUGUGCAUGGGGAGUGUGCAUGGGGAGUGUGCAUGGGGAGUGUGCAUGGGGAGUGUGCAUGGGGAGUGUGCAUGGGGAGUGUGCAUGGGGAGUGUGCAUGGGAGAGUGCACUGGGAGUGUGCAUGGGGAAUGUGCAUGGGGAGUGUGCAUGGGGAGUGUGCAUGGGAGAGUGCAUUGGGAGUGUGCAUGGGGAGUGUGCAUGGGGAGUGUGCAUGGGGAGUGUGCAUGGGGAGUGUGCAUGGGAGUGUGCAUGGGGAGUGUGCAUGGGGGGUGUGCAUGGGGGGUGUGCAUGGGGAGUGUGGAUGGGGAGUGUGCAUGGGGAGUGUGCAUGGGGAGUGUGCAUGGGGAGUGUGCAUGGGGAGUGUGCAUGGGAGAGUGCAUUGGGAGUGUGCAUGGGGAGUGUGCAUGGGGAGUGUGCAUGGGGAGUGUGCAUGGGGGGUCUGCAUGGGGAGUGUGCAUGGGGAGUGUGCAUGGGAGAGUGCAUGGGGAGUGCAUGGGAGUGUGCAUGGGAGUGUGCAUGGGGAGUGUGCAUGGGGGUGUGCAUGGGAGUGUGCAUGGGGAGUGUGCAUGGGGAGUGUGCAUGGGGAGUGUGCAUGGGGAGUGUGCAUGGGGAGUGUGCAUGGGAGUGUGCAUGGGGAGUGUGCAUGGGAGUGUGCAUGGGGAGUGUGCAUGGGGAGUGUGCAUGGGGGGUGUGCAUGGGGAGUGUGCAUGGGGAGUGUGCAUGGGGAGUGUGCAUGGGGAGUGUGCAUGGGGAGUGUGCAUGGGGAGUGUGCAUGGGGAGUGUGCAUGGGAGUGUGCAUGGGGAGUGUGCAUGGGGAGUGUGCAUGGGGAGUGUGCAUGGGGAGUGUGCAUGGGGAGUGUGCAUGGGGAGUGUGCAUGGGGAGUGUGCAUGGGGAGUGUGCAUGGGGAGUGUGCAUGGGGAGUGUGCAUGGGGAGUGUGCAUGGGGAGUGUGCAUGGGGAGUGUGCAUGGGGAGUGUGCAUGGGGGAGUGUGCAUGGGGAGUGUGCAUGGGGAGUGUGCAUGGGGAGUGUGCAUGGGAGUGUGCAUGGGGAGUGUGCAUGGGAGUGUGCAUGGGGAGUGUGCAUGGGGAGUGUGCAUGGGGAGUGUGCAUGGGGAGUGUGCAUGGGGAGUGUGCAUGGGGAGUGUGCAUGGGGAGUGUGCAUGGGGAGUGUGCAUGGGGAGUGUGCAUGGGGAGUGUGCAUGGGGAGUGUGCAUGGGGAGUGUGCAUGGGGAGUGUGCAUGGGGAGUGUGCAUGGGGAGUGUGCAUGGGGAGUGUGCAUGGGGAGUGUGCAUGGGGAGUGUGCAUGGGGAGUGUGCAUGGGGAGUGUGCAUGGGGAGUGUGCAUGGGGAGUGUGCAUGGGGAGUGUGCAUGGGGAGUGUGCAUGGGGAGUGUGCAUGGGGAGUGUGCAUGGGGAGUGUGCAUGGGGAGUGUGCAUGGGGAGUGUGCAUGGGGAGUGUGCAUGGGGAGUGUGCAUGGGGAGUGUGCAUGGGGAGUGUGCAUGGGGAGUGUGCAUGGGGAGUGUGCAUGGGGAGUGUGCAUGGGAGUGUGCAUGGGAGUGUGCAUGGGAGUGUGCAUGGGGAGUGUGCAUGGGGAGUGUGCAUGGGGAGUGUGCAUGGGGAGUGUGCAUGGGGAGUGUGCAUGGGGAGUGUGCAUGGGGAGUGUGCAUGGGGAGUGUGCAUGGGGAGUGUGCAUGGGGAGUGUGCAUGGGGAGUGUGCAUGGGGAGUGUGCAUGGGGAGUGUGCAUGGGAGUGUGCAUGGGGGGUGUGCAUGGGGAGUGUGCAUGGGGAGUGUGCAUGGGAGUGUGCAUGGGGAGUGUGCAUGGGGGGUGUGCAUGGGGAGUGUGCAUGGGGAGUGUGCAUGGGGAGUGUGCAUGGGGAGUGUGCAUGGGGAGUGUGCAUGGGGAGUGUGCAUGGGAGUGUGCAUGGGGGGUGUGCAUGGGGAGUGUGCAUGGGGAGUGUGCAUGGGAGUGUGCAUGGGGAGUGUGCAUGGGGGGUGUGCAUUGGGAGUGUGCAUGGGGGGUGUGCAUUGGGAGUGUGCAUGGGGAGUGUGCAUGGGGAGUGUGCAUGGGAGUGUGCAUGGGGGGUGUGCAUGGGGAGUGUGCAUGGGGAGUGUGCAUGGGAGUGUGCAUGGGGAGUGUGCAUGGGGGGUGUGCAUUGGGAGUGUGCAUGGGGAGUGUGCAUGGGGAGUGUGCAUGGGGAGUGUGCAUGGGGAGUGUGCAUGGGGAGUGUGCAUGGGGAGUGUGCAUGGGGAGUGUGCAUUGGGAGUGUGCAUGGGGAGUGUGCAUGGGGAGUGUGCAUGGGGAGUGUGCAUGGGGAGUGUGCAUGGGGAGUGUGCAUGGGGAGUGUGCAUGGGGAGUGUGCAUGGGGAGUGUGCAUGGGGAGUGUGCAUGGGGAGUGUGCAUGGGGAGUGUGCAUGGGGAGUGUGCAUGGGGAGUGUGCAUGGGGAGUGUGCAUGGGAGUGUGCAUGGGAGUGUGCAUGGGGAGUGUGCAUGGGGGGUGUGCAUGGGGAGUGUGCAUGGGGAGUGUGCAUGGGGAGUGUGCAUGGGGAGUGUGCAUGGGGAGUGUGCAUGGGGAGUGUGCAUGGGAGUGUGCAUGGGAGUGUGCAUGGGGAGUGUGCAUGGGGAGUGUGCAUGGGGAGUGUGCAUUGGGAGUGUGCAUGGGGAGUGUGCAUGGGGAGUGUGCAUGGGGAGUGUGCAUGGGGAGUGUGCAUGGGGAGUGUGCAUGGGGAGUGUGCAUGGGGAGUGUGCAUGGGGAGUGUGCAUGGGGAGUGUGCAUGGGGAGUGUGCAUGGGGAGUGUGCAUGGGGAGUGUGCAUGGGGAGUGUGCAUGGGAGUGUGCAUGGGAGUGUGCAUGGGAGUGUGCAUGGGGAGUGUGCAUGGGGGGUGUGCAUGGGGAGUGUGCAUGGGGAGUGUGCAUGGGGAGUGUGCAUGGGGAGUGUGCAUGGGGAGUGUGCAUGGGAGUGUGCAUGGGAGUGUGCAUGGGGAGUGUGCAUGGGGAGUGUGCAUGGGGAGUGUGCAUGGGGGGUGUGCAUUGGGAGUGUGCAUGGGGAGUGUGCAUGGGGAGUGUGCAUGGGGAGUGUGCAUGGGGAGUGUGCAUGGGGAGUGUGCAUGGGGAGUGUGCAUGGGGAGUGUGCAUGGGGAGUGUGCAUGGGGAGUGUGCAUGGGGAGUGUGCAUGGGGAGUGUGCAUGGGGGGUGUGCAUGGGGAGUGUGCAUUGGGAGUGUGCAUGGGGAGUGUGCAUGGGGAGUGUGCAUGGGGAGUGUGCAUGGGGGGUGUGCAUUGGGAGUGUGCAUGGGGAGUGUGCAUGGGGAGUGUGCAUGGGGAGUGUGCAUGGGGAGUGUGCAUGGGGAGUGUGCAUGGGGAGUGUGCAUGGGGAGUGUGCAUGGGGAGUGUGCAUGGGGAGUGUGCAUGGGGAGUGUGCAUGGGAGUGUGCAUGGGGAGUGUGCAUGGGGGGUGUGCAUGGGGAGUGUGCAUGGGGAGUGUGCAUGGGGAGUGUGCAUGGGGAGUGUGCAUGGGGAGUGUGCAUGGGGAGUGUGCAUGGGGGGUGUGCAUGGGGAGUGUGCAUGGGGAGUGUGCAUGGGGAGUGUGCAUGGGGAUGGAGACACAGAAUUGUUGAUGUGUGGUGUGCAGGGCAGCCGUGUCUCGACGGCCUCCACACCCGCUCAUCCCCGCCCCAGUGGGUGCUACUGCUGGAGCCCAUCCGCAAGAUGCAGACCAACGUCGGCGCCCGCAUCCGCAACUGCAUCCGCGCCGCCCUCGACUGCCACGUGGCACCGCCUGAUUGGGCGGUGGAGCGGCUGCAGUGGGCGAUCAGCAAGGAGGUGUACAAGGGGAACGCGUCAGGGCCCACUAAGCGCGCGGCCAUCGAGGUGAUGGACAAGCUCCUCGCCCUCCAGCCCUCCUCUGCUGCCGCCCCUCCCUCUCCCUCCGCACGUGCCGCUGCUGCUGCCUGGGGUGGCGCCAAGGUGGAGCGAGAUGCAGGAGGAGCAGCGAGGGGCGAUGGUGCUGCUGACAGCAAGGGCAAGGCGAGAGAGAAGGAUGGUGGGACGGCUGUGGGGAGAGGCGGGGCAGAGAGUGGCGAUGAUGGGGGCUCGCACGCACAUGGCAAGUGCCACACAGGUGAGGGAGGCGGGAGUCAGCCCUGUGCUGCGCAUGCCGCUGCUGGGCCAACAUUAGCACCACACUCGGGGGCAGGCGCUGUAGCAGGGCUGGCAGGGCCUAGCGGCCUGGCGGGGGGAGCAGCAGCAGCAGCAGCAGCGGGGCGUGUGCUGUCGCCUCUGAUGCAGCAGUGCCGUGCGGUGCUGUGGCAGCUGGCCCACGCCGACCACCUGCGCGCCUUCACCUACUUCUGGGGCGUGGGGCCCGUGGCACCCGCGGGGGAGGGGGGGAAGGAUGCCGCCGAGGAUGCAGGAGGCGCGUGGGCAGGGGGGGCAGGGGGGGCAGGGGGGGCAGGGGGGGCAGGGGAGGGCAGAGGGAGGGUGGGCAGCAGUGCAGGCCAUGUGGGCAACGAGGGGGGGGCUGGGAAGGGCAUGAGAGGGGUGGUGGGGAAGGGGUUGGCGUUGGCACAGCACGAGCAUGGGGGGCGGCGGGUGGCGCUCACAGGGGCGGUGAACACGAGAGGGAGCGACGGCACAGCAGGGGCAGCCCUGGCAGCGGCGAUUGUGGGGGGUGCGGUGGGGGGGGAAGUGCGGAGGGCGGGGUGGGCUCCGCGGCAUGCAGUGGCGCGGCCCAUUGACCUGCGCACCAUCGAUGCUCGCGUGGUGAUGGGCGCCUAUGGCCAGUCCGCUGAGGGCUUCAUUGCUGACGUCAAACAGGUGAUUGCUGACGUCACACAGAUGUGGAUGAACGUGCGAGUGGGCUACAGGAAGCCGCACCCCAUCUUCCUCUCCAUGCUGCACCUCGCGCCGCUCUUCGACAAGCUCCUCGCCUCCCAGGUGGGCUGCUCGCCUCCCAGGUGGGCUGCUCGCCUCCCAGGUGGGCUGCUCGCCUCCCAGGUGGGCUCCUCGCCUCCCAGGUGGGCUGCUCGCCUCCCAGGUGGGCUGCUCGCCUCCCAGGUGGGCUGCUCGCCUCCCAGGUGGGCUGCUCGCCUCCCAGGUGGGCUGCUCGCCUCCCAGGUGGGCUGCUCGCCUCCCAGGUGGGCUGCUCGCCUCCCAGGUGGGCUCCUCGCCUCCCAGGUGGGCUGCUCGCCUCCCAGGUGGGCUGCUCGCCUCCCAGGUGGGCUGCUCGCCUCCCAGGUGGGCUGCUCGCCUCCCAGGUGGGCUGCUCGCCUCCCAGGUGGGCUGCUCGCCUCCCAGAUGGGCUGCUCGCCUCCCAGGUGGGCUGCUCGCCUCCCAGGUGGGCUGCUCGCCUCCCAGGUGGGCUGCUCGCCUCCCAGGUGGGCUGCUCGCCUCCCAGGUGGGCUGCUCGCCUCCCAGGUGGGCUGCUCGCCUCCCAGGUGGGCUGCUCGCCUCCCAGGUGGGCUGCUCGCCUCCCAGGUGGGCUGCUCGCCUCCCAGGUGGGCUCCUCGCCUCCCAGGUGGGCUCCUCGCCUCCCAGGUGGCCGUCACGUGCCAUAUGGCCCUAGCCGUUCCCUCCUUCAAUGCUCCUACUCCCCCCAAUCACUGCGCAACCAACUCCGCACCUCUUGACACUCCUCCCGUCCACGACCUCCCCGUCUCUGCCCUGCACGCAACUCCCCCUCGUCCCCCUCAGGGCCUGUUCGCCACGGCUCCAAUGCUGCCCCCGCGCCCGCCAACGCCGGGGCCAGACAGAGCCGGGGGAAGGGGGCGGGGGGGUCAGGCAGGGGGGAAGGCAGCAGCGGGGGUGCCCCCGUGGAGUCGGGAGGGGUGCUUGGUGUGCGGGGUGGACGUGGACGAGCGCGCCGUGCUGCUGUGCGACGGCUGCGACCGCGAGUUCCACCUCUACUGCCUGCUGCCGCCCCUCGCCCGCGUGCCCCGUGGCAACUGGUACUGCCCGCUGUGCGUGCAGGGGGGUAGGGCGCGGGAGGCAGGCUGGGGAGAGGAGGAGGACGACGAGGAGGAGGAGGACGGGGAGGAAAGGGGGGAAGGAGAGGAGGAGGGAGAAGAAGAGGAGGAGGCCAGGGGCGUUGCGGUAGGAGAGGAGGGAGUGGGGAGAGAGGGGGCGUUGGGGUGUGGGGAGGAGGGGGAGUGGGAGGAGAGUGCAAUGUAUGUGGUGGCGAGGCACCUCAGCAGCUGCCACUACCACCGCAUGACCACCAGCCUUAGAAUCCUUCUUCUCCACACCCUCUGUCGCCUGGUGGUUCGCACGCCAGCCUACCAGAGCUUCUGCCACAAGCAGCAGCAGCAGCAGCAGCAGGAGGAGGGGGAGGGGGAGGAGGAGCAGCAGCGCGUGGCAGUGGCGUGGUGUGGCAGGUUCAUGGCAUGGGGCGCCACUCGCCGUCGCUCUCCGCGCUCUGCCCAGCCAUGGCGCCCCCACGCGCCCCACUGGCCGCAGCAGCUGCGCCUGCUGAUGGCUCUUGGGAGCGACUCCCAUGCGGAUAGGGGGCAGGGGUAUAUGCAUGGCGAUGGGGAUGAAGAUGAGGAAGAGAGUGAAAAGAGUGUGGAGGAGGUGGGAGGGAGUGAGAAGAAGAGGGGUGGAAGGACGAAGCGGUUGACAGGCGGCAAGAGAAGGAGGAGUCAGAAGAGUGUGGUGUAUGGGGGUGAGUGGGGUGAGGGGCAAGGCAAGGAGGAGGUGGGGAGAGAGGAAGAUCAGGGCGAGGAUAAGACGGAAGAGGAGGAAGAAGAGGAGGAGGCAAAGGAAGAGAGCGGGCAGGAGAGUGAUGGGAGGAGUGAGGAGGGGAGUGAUGGGGGGCGGCAGGAGGUGGUGGAAGACGGGGGGGCAGGGCGCAUGCAGCUGUGGUGCUCCAGUGCUGCGCUGCCCAGGGUGAGAGGCGUGCAGGGAGAGAAGCAGGAGGCCGGUGGAGCCGUGGGGUUCGUCGGAUCGGAUGAGAUCGGACGGCUGUUCUUUGUCGUUACCAUGAGCAGUGAUGGAAGCGCAGGUCAUGAUUUUGCUGCUGCCAACGAUGCUGGUGCUGCAGCAUACACAGGGGGAGCAGCAGCAGCGGUGCUGGUGUGGUGGCCUCGUGGGGCCCGUGCCUCCACCCUCGUGCACCCCGCCCUCCCCCAACCGCCUUCAUCUGCCUCACCGCGCCACACCCACCCCCCUCACCGCUUGUGGCCGGCAUGCAGGGGGGCGUGCCGCCACGCAGCGUGCUCGCGCCGUGUGCCCCUGGGGGGCGCGCUGCUCGCCUCUGCCACCGCUGCUGCUCGUGGGGAGCCUGGAGUGUGUGAGUGGGUUGCAGGAGAGGGCGAGCAGGGAGAGUGGCGCUGGUACGUGUGGCGGGGUGCUGUAGUUCCGAACAGGGGUGGUGCCACGGGGAAAGGAAGGGACACGCUGGGUCAGACAAAGGUUGCGUCUGCCUCUGCUGCUGCUGACGUGGAUGCUCUUCUUUCCUCAUUGGCUACAGCAGCAACACCUGGCAGCCAGGUGGCAAGGGUUCACAGGCGGGUGCAGCAGGUGCUACAUGAGCAGUGCGGGCGUGUGGUUGAAGCAGUAUGUGCGCAGCAGCCCGGCAGGCCCGUGCAUCCCCAUGAGCCCUCACCUGCACACCCCGCACACUCCACCCUCUCCCUUUCGUCCCUGCCACCCCUGCACUCACUCCCACUCCACUCUAUCGAACCACCCACCAAGCCGCCCACUAAGCCAACUUCCGAGCCACUCACCGAGCCAUGCACCCCAAGCCUCCGCUCCCUGCGAGCUAUGGCCUUUCUGGAAGAACGGUUCGGAGCGGUGGAGUUGGAUGGUGCCGUGCCAAUGGGAGGGGAGGGGGACGGGGGAAAGGAGGGAGGCAGGGGGGAGAAGGGGAAGGGCAGAGGAGGAGAGAAAGGGGCAGCGCACAAGGGCGCCCUGGGGGUGACAGCUGGCGGUGCGGGGAGGAGGGGCGUGUGGCGGUGUGAGUGCUUGGAGCUGCAGUGGGCUGCCAGGUGGCACUGCGUGAUUUGCCACGAGACUUACAGCGCCAAGGCGGAGUUUGAAGGGCACAAACGGGCAUGCCGGCUGAGGGCUAAGGGAGGCAGGGGGGGCGGACGGGGUGGGGGGAGGGGAGGGAAGGGAGGGGAUGUGAGGGGGGAGCGGGAGGAGGAGCGGAAGGGAGGGCACAGGAUGGGUGGAGGGGCAGUGCUUGGUGUGGGCGGCAGGGUGCAGACGAGUGGGGACCGGGCGAUGGAAGAGGGGGAGAGGGAGGGAGGGCUGUGGCACAGGUUUGCAGGGGAGGAGGAAGAUGCAGGGACUGUGUUCGAUCCCCCCAGCACUGCUCACCUGCCACCUGCUGACGUGGCAGCUCGUGCAGCCACAAGACAUCAGUGUGAUGCUGAUGGCAUCUUUCCACCUGGCGCAAUCAAGCUGUGCGACAUCAUGGCCACUCCACCAGCUGCCACGUCACCAGUUGACACGUCACCAGCUGCCACGUCAACAGCUGCCACGCCACCAGCUGCCACGUCACCAGCUGUCACGUCACCGUCCCCAGAAGUAGCAGUUGCCCCAGGGGUGGCAGGCGGUGUUUCUGUGGGGCAGGCAGUGGUGGGCAGGAGUGUGGCGACGCUGGGCGAUCGCAUGAGGGUGGUGGCCGGUGAGCAGGGCGAGGGGGCUUGCAGCACAGUGGAGCAGGGGCACGUGGUGGGGGGUGUGGCACACAAGAGGCCGCGAGGGGCGGAGGGGGGCGGUGAGGAGGAGCUGCUGAGCGGCUGCCAGCUGCUGGAUCCCCGCACGGGGAAGAGGCGGAAGAAUGGCGAGGGGCGAGGGAGGGGGAAGAGUGGAGGGUUGAGAGAGAGAGGGGAUUCUAAUGAAGGUGGGGAGGGGGGGAGGAGGGGGGAGCGUGCAGCAAUGGUAGGAGGAGGCGGGGGAGGUGUGGUGGUGGCAGAUGGGAGUGUAUCUGCUGUCCCUGCUGCACGUGCACUCACAAUCUCCCUUGCUGCUGCUGCUGCUGCUGCUGCUGCUGCUGCUGCUGCUGCUGCUGCUGGCACUGCUGGUUUCAGCGGUGCUGCCUCUGCCGCGGCCACUGCUUGCACUGAACCUGACGCUGACAGUGCUGCCACUGCUGCCGGUACCACGAGCAGAAGUACGAAGGAAGGAGGGGAUGAAGGGGCAUUGCAGCGGAGUGGCAGCAGUGGUGUGGAGGAGUGGGAGGCGCUGUGUGGCGGGCUCGCGCCCAUAGAGCACCUCACAGAGGGCAUCGCGCCUCCACCUGCUGCCGCUCCGCUUGGCGGUGCUCUUCCCGCCACCCUUGCUCUGCCAACUCAUGCUGACGUGGAUGUGUGGGCUGCUGACAUGGAGAGUGAAGACACGGAGAGAACGGGCAUGGAGGGGACAGGCAUGGAUGGUGUGUCUGUGGAUGGUUGGGGCAGGCAUGGCAGCGCACUCGGUGCCAUGUCGGGGGAUGUGACCUCCCCCAUGCCGCUCUCUGCCUGGGCCAGCCCCUGGGACCACCUGCCACUCGCGCCCGAUGGCACCACCACACCUCACGUCGGCAGCAGCAACUCCUGCGCUCUCAGCACCUCUCCACCGCACCCAACCGCUCUCCUCAUCCGCAACGUCUCUCUCAGCCAGCAGGCACCCGCCAUCAUCCCUUCCCCGCCUGCGCCCGUGCCUCCCCAUGUUCAAGUGCCCUCGCUGCCAUCACCUGCCCUCGCUUCUCCAGGCCAUCUGGGAGGCGUGGGUGGGGGAGGGGGUGUGGCUGUGAGUGAUGGCAAGGAGGGGAGCGAGGGCGGGGCAGGGGGCGAGUGGGAGGAGGCGGUGGUGCUGGUGCUGAAGCGCGAGCUGCUGGACGUGGAGGCGGCGGCGGGAUACAUUCCAGUCCCUUGCACCACUUGGCACACAUUCACCUCAUACCCUCCCUCCCCCACUUGUCCCCGUGUGCCCCAGCUGCUGCAAGCCUGCAUCCUGCUUGAGCUCGCCAUCCGGGCCGACCGCCUCGCCCUGGGCUGGCGCUUCUGGUGCUCCCCGGCUGCCGCCGCCUCGUGCGCCACGCUGGCAGCGCUGGCCCUGCGAGUGCGCGCCCUGGACCGCGCCAUCCUCUACUUCAAGGGCCCCCUCCGCCCCGCCGCUGCCGCACGCGCCCUGCCCCGCGCCCAUGGCGGUGGGGGCGAGUCCAAGGGAGCAGGGGGGGUGGUGGUGGAGAGCAAGAGGGGUGGGGGGGUGCCGGCGGUGGUGGUGGCGGAGGAGGCGGAUGUGGUGGAGGUGUCAGCUGCGAGUGGCGAGGGGGAGGGCGGCAGUGGCAGUGUGGAGUUUGACAUGUUUGACGAGGAGACGGGUGCCGCGGCAGAGGUUCUCGAGAUGCUCAAGGCGCUGGGUUGA